AUGAGGCAUCGAAUUGCUCCCUAUACUGCUGUAAUCGUUGUUCUUGUGGUCACAUGGGCCAUCUUGCAUGACGCCGUACGCAUUCAGAAGACAGUGAGAGACCUUUUCGGGAUGAAAAGUGUGCGACAGUUCAAACCAGAAGAGUUAUCACCAACAACUUUGCCUUCCCUAAAGUGCAACCUCUCCAAAAGAUGCCCACCUAAUCACUUUGCAAUGCGCGUGCGCAGUGGAGCAGCUAAUGUCGUUGGGCCCAAGAUCUGUUUUGAUGGUAAAAUCAUCAUGAGCCAUAUUAUGAAUAACGUGGGACCUGGGCUCAACAUCGUUGUUGUAAACAGUGAGAACGGCGCUGUGGACAGAUGCGCCUAUCUGAAUAUGAAAGAUGGAGUCCCAGAGGACAUCUUGGCAUACCUGAAAGAGAUUAAACCUGGAGAGAUUGUCAUUGUGGCCUCCUUUGACGACGUGACAACAAAGAUGACAAGCGAAAUGAGAGAAAUUUUUGUCGGGAUGGGCAGCACUUUGAUCCAGUCUGUAAGUUACCGCGACAACUGGGUGUUUGCAGGAAGAGGCGGGCUAGGAAACAGAAGCGCCUUUGAAAAGCGAGCUGCUAAUAAUGACACAGGCAACAUUUAUGAGGGAUGGCCUGAAGUGGUGGAGGUGAGCGGCUGUUUUCCCAGAAGCUCUUGA
Nerophis lumbriciformis (worm pipefish) is the source of this 684-nucleotide messenger RNA. The record is from RefSeq and is a predicted model, not a curated record. NCBI's taxonomy places the organism in Eukaryota, Metazoa, Chordata, Actinopteri, Syngnathiformes, Syngnathidae.